AGCGGGCGCUUCACGGCUCGGUUAUACGCGCGCCUCCAUUUCCAAAGCAAUACGCACAGAGAGAAAGCCUGUGGAUUUUUUUCUCCCCCCAUUUUCUUUUUUCUUUGAAUAAUGUUGCCGAACCUCCACAAGCAGGGAAACUGAGGACAUUUUGAGUUACUGAUAUUUCUGUCGCGCACCUACGGAGACAGACACGUGUCUUCGGGGUACGCAGAAAGGGCUAGGUCGUGCCAGCAGAUUUCAUUGUUUAUUUUCCCCUUUUGUUUGUUACGAAGGAGCCGGUUCAAGCUUGGCGACGAGCUAUACAUUUCAGUUUGUGCGCCUUGGUGAUAAAGACGCAUUUGGAGAUGUCGGAAGUGUUGCCUUUCAACGAAGAAAAUAUGAGUCAUUAUGGAAAUGAGGGCGACGAGGGACACCUUUCCUUCACCUGUCGUCUUCAAGACACCAACAACUUCUUCAGCGGCUCACAGAACAAACGUCCGCCGAAACUCGGGCAAAUAGGCAGGAGCAAACGGGUUGUGAUUGAGGAUGAGAAUGGCGACGACGAAGCGCAGAAAAAUGGAACAGAGAAGACCCCGGCAGAGGCUUAGAGUGCUCGGCACACCCCCCCCCCCC
This is a messenger RNA of Oreochromis aureus, 615 nucleotides long. RefSeq names its product calcium/calmodulin dependent protein kinase II inhibitor 1 (gene camk2n1). The transcript has 2 exons. The coding region runs from base 348 to 590 and encodes 80 amino acids. NCBI's taxonomy places the organism in Eukaryota, Metazoa, Chordata, Actinopteri, Cichliformes, Cichlidae. Gene Ontology annotation, biological process: negative regulation of protein kinase activity. Gene Ontology annotation, molecular function: protein kinase binding; calcium-dependent protein kinase inhibitor activity. The record is from RefSeq and is a predicted model, not a curated record.